UUCUACGUUACAGAUCACUUGCCAACCAGUUCUGGGUACCCCCAUCCAAAUGCCUGGGCAUAUAAUAGGUGUUAAGGGCCCUUAAAAUAUUCCUAACAUAUUCUGCCCUUAGUUUAAUUCUUUGCGACCACUGAAAGACAACGCACGGACGUACCAGCAUGGCAGUGGAGGUUGUAGAGAGAGAAUCCUGGGGAAACAAGGCCCAGUUCCUGCUGUCUUGUAUCGGCUACUCUGUCAGCCUUGGAACAGUCUGGAGGUUUCCCUACCUCUGCUACAGGAAUGGAGGAGCCACGUUUCUCAUUCCGUACUUCAUUAUGAUAUUGGUGGUAGGACUGCCGUUGUAUUUUCUCGAGCUCGCGCUUGGCCAGUUCGCCUCUGAAGGUCCCAUCACAGUGUGGAAGAUCUCUCCAGCAUUCACAGGUACCGGAGUUGCCAUGGUAACCACCAGCAGCAUGGCUUCCAUCUAUUUCAACGUUGUCGUCAUGUACGCCAUGUACUACAUGUUUGUCAGCUUCGUCAGCCUGGAUGGCUCAGUGCCCUGGGAGUCGUGUGGCAAUCCCUGGAACACCAACUCCUGCAGGACGGAGCUCUAUCCAUUACUGGACGGGAUGGACGAGAGCAACAAAACAAUGACUUUGUUCAAGGAGUUGUACAAUCAACCUUGUGUAGACCGUCUCCUCGGCAACAUUUCCGAUGUCUACAACUCCACCUUCAUCAGUACCAGCAACCUAACCUCUGCCAUGAUCCAGAAUGAGAUUACCAAGAGUUGCAAGAUCACCUAUACCUCAGCCAGUGCUGAAUACUGGCAGCGCUAUGUGCUUCGUCUCCACGAAUCGGAUGGGUUUGAAGAUUUGGGAGGGUUCAGUCUAAAGAACACCAUGUGUCUAUUCCUUACUUGGCUCCUCAUCUUCGUCUGUCUGAAGAAAGGAAUCAAAUCAUCCGGUAAGGUCGUGUACUUCACCGCCACCUUCCCCUACAUCAUCCUGGUGGUCCUGAUGAUUCGAGGAUUGACGUUGCCAGGAAACGAGAAGGGCAUCGCAUUUUACAUGACCCCAGAUGUCCCUCGGUUGAAAGAUGUCAAGGUGUGGGGAGAUGCAGCCAGUCAGGUAUUUUACUCUUUGAGUGUUGGAUUUGGCGGUCUGUUGACCUUGUCAAGUUACAACAAGUUUAAGAACAACUGUGAGAGGGAUGCACUUUUAGUUACUGGCCUCAGCUGUGUGGGCAGUAUUCUGACUGGCUUCACCGUUUUCUCCAUCCUCGGAUUCAUGGCUCACACCACCAACCAGGACGUGGAGAACGUGGUCGACCAAGGACCCGGGCUCGCUUUCAUUACUUACCCAGAAGGCAUUGCAAAGCUUCCAUUGUCCCCACUGUGGGCCUUCCUGUUUUUCUUCAUGAUGUUUUCAAUGGGGAUGGAUACACAGUUUGCAUUAAUGCAGACGGUGAUGAGCGGCAUCAGUGACAUCUUCCCACGCUUCCUGAGGCACCACAAGACUGCCUUCACCGCCUUCUGUUGUCUGCUUGGCUUCCUCCUUGGGUUGCCCAUGGUCACAAAGGGCGGUAUUAACAUGCUGACACUGAUGGACUGGUACAUCGCCAGCUACAACCUGUUGCUCGUUGCUCUGGCACAGUUGAUCUGCGUCAUGUGUGUCUAUGGUGUGAAGCAGUUCAGGGAGGACAUCGAGAUGAUGAUUGGCCACCGACCCAACCCUUACUGGGUCAUCAACUGGGUCUUCCUGACUCCCCUCAGCCUACUUUUCCUCGUGAUCGUGUCAGCCACUCAGUACUCUCCAGCUUACUAUGGAGACUACAAGUUCCCUCCGUGGGCUGAGGGCAUUGGCUGGUGUAUAGUUGUCACCCCUGUUGCUAUCACUCUCAUCGUUAUGGUGGUACAAAUCUACAGACUGGGACCCAAAAACGCCUUCGCCCCAACAACAAGCUGGGGACCUGCCAACCAGGAAAACCGGACAGGAAGAUACUUCGUCGCUGUUAAUGUUCCCAAUCACGAGUGAAACCCCAUCAACAUUAGUAGUGAGAAGGGGAACCCAUCAGCUAGCGUGAACGAUGUUUGUGAAAGCCAUGUUUAAUACAAUGAAAGACUGUUUUCGCGCCUGUGAGUAACCACGCGUAACGUGACGGAAUAUUUGAUAAUUAUCUCCGUUUGUUGUACUAAAUAAAA
Molecule: messenger RNA, 2179 nt
Organism: Haliotis rufescens (red abalone)
Lineage: Eukaryota; Metazoa; Mollusca; Gastropoda; Lepetellida; Haliotidae
Product: sodium- and chloride-dependent glycine transporter 2-like
Exons: 15
Coding region: 159-2012 (617 amino acids)
Biological process (GO): sodium ion transmembrane transport
Cellular component (GO): membrane
Source: RefSeq, a predicted model, not a curated record